CGGCUCGAGCCUACGGAUAAAACACGCCGUCACCCCACAAAUCCAAAAAAAAUCUGCGAAGAAUUGUGUACAGGAAUUAUACUUGCAAAAAAUGGACAAGGAAAAUAAGAUACGUAGCAAGAAUUUCACUAAAGAUGAAAAAUUACGGCUUGUACACGAAAUAUCAUUAUAUCAAUAUAUUAUUGAAAAUAAAGCGACUAAUAUGACGACUAAUAAAGACAAAGAAGAAGCGUGGGCCAACGUAACUAUGAAUUUUAAUAGGAAUAAACCAGAGACCCAGCAACGAACAGAAAAAUGUUUACGUCUGUGUUGGGACAAUUUGAAAAGAGACACCAAAAAAUAUUGUGCAAAGCUACAGAGAGAAUUAUAUAAAACAGGUGGAGGUGUUCAAAGUGUACAACCAAAUCCGUUAUUAGAACAAGUUCGAGAAAUGAUGACAAAAGCCGCAGUAUCUGGAUUACAUAAUCCGUUUGAUUCGGAUGCUAUAACAAUUAAUGAAAACGCUCAUGUUCAGGAAUUAUUAGAAGAUAACGAUAGUUGCGAUGAUCCAGUUGAGGUGUUUACAUAUUUGUUGAAAAAUGAAAAUAUUAAAAAUUGGCAGGGUUGCAGUAUUAAAAAUUUACGAUCGGAAAUAAGUCCUCCUUUAAAGAAAGGUCUUCCUUUACAGGAGAGUUCUUCUUCAAAUAACAGUAUUCCUUCACAGAAAAGUCUCCCUUUAAAUGAAAAUAUGGUCACAUUAACAGAAGAAAGAUGUAAGAAACGAUCAUAUCAAGAGAGCUGUGAUUUAGAAAAAGCAAAAAUUGAUUUAACAAACACUUUAAAAUCAAGUAUAGAAGUGAAAAAUAUCUACGAAGUAGAAAUAUUGAAACAAAAAUUGGAACAAGAGCAGCUAAAAGUGAAAUUAUUAAAAAUGUCAGUUAGAAAGGAAACAUUAACAGAGGAAACGUAAAGGUAUUUAUUGCUAUAAACUUUUAAACCAAAGUGCUAAACUUUAUUUCUGUACUAAUGUUUUUAUUUUGCAUAACGUUUACUUUGUAAUAACAGCAUAGCUUUUAUACUCACUGUUACUACUUUAUUACACUAAACUUACUUUGUUUAUAACACAAUGUUGUGAUAUUUUUCAUAAGACUGUUUAUUUAUAACAUAAUGUUGUGAUAUUUUUCAUAAGACUGAUGUGAUCGCAGUAUAAUCGUACGCAAUACGAAUUUAUUUGUUUAUAAAAUUAAGUACAUUUUAAUUAGGACUUUUCCUUUUAUAUGGUUGAAAACUAUGAGUCAGUCUUAAUAUAAUAUAGUAGUAAGUAACAGUCUUAAAAUAGUAUAGUAUAUAGUAAUAUAGUACUAACAAUAAGUAACAGUCUUAAAAUAGUUUCACGAUUUCAGCUUUACAGUGAGCUUUAAUAUAAGACUGUAUUAAAAUAUUUUAGGUAAUAGAACACUUUUGUUUAUAAUAAACUUUCGCAAAUAUUAGACUUACAUAUAUGUACUAGUCUUUACAAGAGGCUGUUCAUUAUUUAAGAAAUUUAAGUUUCAUUAUUUAAAAAAUUUAAGUUCAAUUUUUUCUAGAAUCGUUAUGAAGACAGGUUUUGAUACUUAAAUCUUUCUUCGAAAAGUUUGUCAUUCAAAGUGUCAAAAUAAUUAAUACGUGGUUUAAAUAUACGUUCUCUUUCAUUCUUUUUUCAAGAUUAUCAUUAUCGUAUUCGUCGAAGUCUAAGAAAUCCAUAACGUUGUUAAU
Molecule: messenger RNA, 1734 nt
Organism: Vollenhovia emeryi
Lineage: Eukaryota; Metazoa; Arthropoda; Insecta; Hymenoptera; Formicidae
Exons: 4
Coding region: 92-949 (285 amino acids)
Source: RefSeq, a predicted model, not a curated record